This is a messenger RNA of Puccinia graminis f. sp. tritici CRL 75-36-700-3, 2121 nucleotides long. RefSeq lists its product as uncharacterized. Gene Ontology annotation, cellular component: cytoplasm; chromosome. The transcript has 2 exons. Gene Ontology annotation, molecular function: 3'-5' DNA helicase activity; four-way junction helicase activity; nucleic acid binding. NCBI's taxonomy places the organism in Eukaryota, Fungi, Basidiomycota, Pucciniomycetes, Pucciniales, Pucciniaceae. The record is from RefSeq and is a predicted model, not a curated record. Bases 1 to 2121 code for a protein of 706 amino acids. Gene Ontology annotation, biological process: double-strand break repair via homologous recombination.
AUGAUAAGCUGUCCCCCAGUGGGACUUCAACUCAGAAAGUCCACAAGUAGGACGUUGGGCAGCGAUCAGAAUCCAUCUGCCAUGAAUCGAGCAUCCAAACACCCACCCCCGACAAUCAAACCACCCCCUGCGAGGUGGGCUUCGCUUGGGAUCACCGUGCUCAAGAAAAUUGCCGAGAAGAAGGAUGACGCCCUGAGGCGAGAAAUUUUAGAGAUAUCGCGGAGCCGUUAUGGUCAAGAUGCGAAAACGCUGCAAAUCGAUGCGGUGGUCAACCUAGUACGUGGACGCAAUACGUUCCUCCUCGCCGGGACCGGUUAUGGAAAAUCUCGUAUACCUGAGUUGUAUUUCCGGACGCUCCCCAUCAGUGAGAAGCCGGUCAUCAUAGUUCUGAAUCCCCUCGACUCGCUUGGAGACAACCAAGUGCUGGAAAAAAAGGCCGCCAAGUUUACCGCGAUCAAUCUGACGAGUCUCACAUUUAACAAGGAUGAGGCCGAACUGAUUGCCGAUGGGUUUUACAACUUUGUCUAUCUCUCCCCUGAGAUCUUUCUGAACAGCAAACUGUGGGACAUGGUCUACUUCAGUGAUAGGUUCCAGCAGCGAUUGGGUCUGGUCGUGCUCGACAAGGCUCAUAUGGUCUACGAAUGGGGAAUUGUGGAAAAGACUCGUGGGAGGAAACGAUCAUCAGCUCUGGGGCGACACGAGGAUCGAGGAAUCUUCAGGCCGAGUUAUGGGAAUUUGGGUGGUCAUCUCAUGACUCGGAACAACAUGCCCAUGUUAUUGAUGUCCGCGACCUGCCGUCCAGUGGCCAUUCAAGCAAUCAAGAAAAGCCUGAAGCUCUCCGAUCACACAUUAUGGAUGCUCAACGGCGAACUCACACGGCCUGGCAUUCGCUUUAUCCGGGUGACAAUGGAGUCUUCGUUGAGAUCGUGCGAGGAUCUACUAGGCGUCUAUGCUCCCAAGAUAACCACACCGGAUGCAAAGGUGGUCCCAACGAUUAUUUACAGUGGCUCCCGACACCGGACAAUGAAAGUGCUUGAUGUGUUGGACCGGGCCCGCGGGGCACCAGACUCAGCAAAUAACUCGGAAUCAACUUUUGCACGUCGUUUCCACUCAAUCACCGGCGACUUGUGCAAAAUUGAUGUUGCCAACGACUUUGCCGAGGGGAAAUUCCCCAUUGUUUCAGCUACCAUGGCCCUGGGAUUGGGGCAGAACUGGUCCCGGGUUCGGUCGGUCAUCCACAUGGGUCGAGGGGAUCCGGCGGCAAUUUGUCAGAUGCUUGGGAGAUGUGGGAGGGAUGGUCGGCCGGGGGUGGCUAUCAUGUUUGUGGAGAAGACACGGAUUGGCGGGAAAAAUCUGGUUCACCAGAUUGUUGAUGGGGUCGAGCAAUCAGAUGAUGACCGGAUGGAUGCCUUGGCAAUCACUCCAGUGUGCCUCCGGAUUGCUUUUGCUCUGGAUACCAAGCUAGGCUACAUCCCCAUGUCAAUCACCGACCAAGGUUACCAGAAUGAAAAAGCUCGAGAGGUGCGGGAGGGUUUUCCCCAGUGUCGGUGUUCUAAUUGCAUGCCUAUGGAGGCCAACACAUUCAUUGAGAAUAUGAACCUCAUGACGGUAGAUAACGUUGAUCGCAUGAUCACAACAGACAUGAAUGUUUAUGAGACAGGGGCCUCAGUUCUCAAACUCCCAAAGCCCAAGACCCGUGCGCCUCGGGUUUCCAAGAAACGGGCUCUAGCGUACCCUGAGGACCUGAGGAUUUACAAGAAGCGUAUGCGCAAGACUGUGGAUCAACUUCACCAGGAUGAACAUGGCGAAAAUGCGUUUUUCACAGGAAGCCAACUGUUUCAAGAUAAAAAGAUCGAUCUAAUUGCACAUCAUGCAGACAAUCUACGAUCUAUCAAGGAUAUACGGGUUCUCAUUGGUGGCGAAACAAUCAAAGGCCAGUUGGACGCUUUAUUGGAUCUCACACAUACAUUCCAGCUUAGGCAGAAGCCGGUUGCAAUUCCCAAGAAAACGGGCUCAUCCUUGCGGGCAGAUGCGGCAACUGAGGCACUUGUUAACCGUUCCCAAAAAGAUGGGCCUGGAGGAUUUGCACCUAGAAGAUCGGUCAGGAAGAAAUUGGAUUAG